Messenger RNA from Pelobates fuscus (common spadefoot toad), 4628 nucleotides. RefSeq lists its product as uncharacterized. Bases 81 to 3443 code for a protein of 1120 amino acids. The transcript has 4 exons. The record is from RefSeq and is a predicted model, not a curated record. NCBI's taxonomy places the organism in Eukaryota, Metazoa, Chordata, Amphibia, Anura, Pelobatidae.
ACAAAGUCUCCGUUACAGUCCGAGAAUCUCCUCCUGUCCAGGGGAGCCCCGCUGAGGGCCACAGGUCCCUGUGUGUCACUAUGAGCGUGGAUCAGACAGUGGUGGAAGUACGUGGGCUCCCCAAACACCCGGACGAUGAGGAUUAUGUGAAAAAAAAGGUUUUCCUCCAUUUCCAGGAGGAACGUAAUGGUGGGGGGAAGAUAGUGUGUCUGGAAUAUCCUGUGAGAGAACAUGGCGUGGCCCUUCUCACCUUCAGGGAUGAGACAGUGGCAGCAGCGGUCUUGGGAAAGAAACACAAUAUACAUAUGGACAGCCGUACCUUCCAGUUGGAGGUGAUACGUCCCCAGAGUCAGAUCGCUGCGUCCCAGAGCAUCCAGUUUUCCAUGCCUAUAAGAACAACCCUAGACUUGAAAUAUUUCAGGAACAGGAAGGCGGUAGAGGAACUACUGAGGAAAUAUAAAUUUGAACUAACCAAAAAGUCACAAUGCAGGAUUGACAUCGAAGGGGACUUUCAGGAGCUGAGAAGAUUCAGGACAGACCUUUAUAAUGCAUUGAAUCUCAGUAAACCCUCCAUUAGUGACCAGCAAACAGAGCUUCACACACCCAUUACUAAGCGGACAUCACGUGUGAAGGACAAGGCUGGAGACAGUGUGAUCUCUGGAACAUGCGAGCGGGGACCAGCUGGUGCUGGUAAUAGCGCCGGUACGGUAAAUGCCGUUUUCAAAACAAAGAUGAUUCAGGAUAGUGUGUCAGAGUCAUUUUCCAGCCGCAAACUUGCUGUGUCUUCAUCGACCAGUGAACGAUAUUCACCUCAAAAAGAUAGUAGCCAUUCUAAUAGCCAGCUCGAUGAAAGAAGCACUUUAUCAACUAGCGAUCAUGACAGAAGACCCGAUUAUUCCUUAUCAUAUAAACCUUCCAAGAACUCCUCCUCACAUCUGACAAGUGACUCAAACUCAGGAACAUGCAAUGCCCUGUCAAAAAAUGUACCCAGUGACCCCACGUCAAAAAUUACUGAUGACUCAAGGUCAUUAAUCGAUGUCAACUCAAAAUUGCCCAAAUUUACCAGUGGGAAAUCUAAGGGUGACUUUUUUCUCGAAACUGAUAAUGACUCCACAGCAACUACUCCCGUUGGCAUAUCUUCCAGUCUGACAAUUGGAAAUGUUCCUGCUCCCAAAAUAUAUUCUAAACUUGUUUCAGUGGACUCCACUCUGCUGAUGUACAUUAUGUGUUUUGGAAAAUUCUUUAAAAGCUUUCCUGCUGAUGGGCCCAUAAAGUUGGAAAUAGAAAAGUGCUCAGAAAUCUGCAAAGUUAUAUUUAGUAUUACUGACUCAAAAUAUUUAAGAUAUCUAGAAUCAAGCAUCAGCUUUUUAUUAUGUCUAAUGGAAGAAUAUCGAAAGAGUCUUGAUACUGCAAACAUUUAUCUUUCUGAAUAUUCAUCUCAACUGAGAAAUAACAUUAUUGAAAAAAUAUCACAUUUGACAAAGACAAAAGAAAUUUUGGCAGAAAACAAUGAAGACCACAUUGGUCUGAUUGGGCCAUCACAUGCCAUCUUAGAGCUUACACGUCACUGCAAAGAAAUAAAAGAACUCUCUGAAAGUAAAAUGCGUUGGGAAAAACAAAAUAGCAGAGUAGAAAAAGUGAUCCAAUAUUACCCUUCUACUCCUGAUGUACAGCCAGAAUUACACAAAUUUACCAGCCAGACCGACAAAUCUCACAGUGACCAUAAUCCAGAAACGGAUUAUGGCUCCAGCUCAGCUAUUUCUUGUGUUUCUUCUCCCAGAAAACUCUCUAGGAGUUUUCCAGUGGACACCACUACAUUAAAGUAUGUACAAUGUUUUGAAAAAGAUGAGCUUCUUCAUAGGAAUGGACCUGUUAAAAUGGAAAUACAGGAUUGUGAAGAAUUUAGCAAUGUUAUAUUAAGCGUUACGGACUCAAAUUCUUCAAAGGACUUAGAAAAAGCUAUGACUUAUUUAUCAUCAAUGCUUGGAAAAUAUGAAAACAGUCUGCGGACUGCGGAUAUUCAUCUAACGGAAUAUAUACUGGAAGACAGAGAGAACAUUUUUGAAGAAAUAUCCCACUGCGCAAAGAAUACAAAAAUUAUGGUAACAGAAUGUGAAGGCCGUGUACAUCUGCUUGGACCAUCAAAUUGCAUCUUAGGAUUUAUGCAAUACUGGAAAGAAAGGGUAAAAGAUUAUCGAAGUGAAAUGUGUAGGGUGAACAAAGAAACAAGUUUAGAAAAACAAAAAGUCUCUCAAAAUAAAACACAACAAGAAAAAGUUAAAGAAAAGGGACGAGCCUCUCCGAGUGAAAUCCGUGGGGUAAAACAAGAGAAGGGUGAAGAAACAGUGACUCACCAUCACCCUUCUCCCAAUGUAAAGUCAGAACUUAGCAGAAAGAUAGCGACGUUGCAAAGAGACCUUUCUCCAGAACCUGAUUAUGGCUCCACAUCAGCUACUUCAUGCGGUGUACGUUCAAACCGGACCAAGUUAGGAAAUGUUUCUUCUACCAACAGACUUUCUAGAAGCUUUCCAGUGGACACCACUAUAUUGAAGUACAUCCAACGUUUUGAUAAAGAUGUCCUAUUUUCUGUUCUUGGAUCUAUUCAAAUUGAAACACAGGAUUGUGGAGAAUUUAGCAAUGUUAUAUUAAGUGUUACAGACUCAAAUUCUUCAAAUAACAUAGAAGAAACUGCCAGUAAUUUAUCAUUGUUGUUUGGUCAGUAUGAAAAAUGUCUGCGUACUGUGGAUAUUUAUAUUAAGGAAUAUUCACCACGACUGAGAGACAAAAUUAUUGAAGAAAUAUCACACUGCGUAAAGACUGCAAAAAUUAUGAGAACAGUAUAUGAAGAUCAUGUACAUCUGAUUGGGCCAUCGGAUUCCAUCUCGGUGUUUAUGCAACACUGGAAAAAAACGGAAAUCAUCUACAAAAGGGAAAACCAAGAAAGGAGAGUAGAAAAAGUGAAAGAAAAUGUCCCCCACAGUAAGAGUGGUAGAUUAACCCAAGAGUGUAAGAUGGAAAAAGAAAAGGAAAUAUCUCAGAGUGAAAUGCGUGGGGCAACCCAAAAGAAGAGGGUGGAAAGACUAAAGGAAAAGGAAAAAGUUUCUCAAAGUGAAAUUAGUGGGAUACGGCAUGAAAAGAGUGCAGAAAAAGUGAAAGAAAAGGAGAGUGAAAUGCGUCAGUUAAACAAAACAAGUAGUGUAGAAACAGUGACCAUGGAUGAUCAUCAUGCAUCCCUUGUACUCGGAAUUUCCUCAUAUUCUACUAAACAGAGUCCUCCCCUCAAUCACCGAGUGUCUACGAAACAAAGAGUCCAUACACCCGACACGUCUGAGUCACGGAGAAGAAGCGCAGCAAUUGGGUCAACAAACAAAACGAUGACACCUACCACGAAACUGAACCCCAGCCCUACACGGUCUAACCAAAACCCAAAUGGAAGGAAAUGAGAUUGUCUCUGGGGAUGAAGGUGGAAAGAGAUUACGUUAUGUGCAUUUGGAUUAUUUUUAUGGAACACUCUUCCUGGAGUUAGUUGUUACCCAGUACACUCAGCACCUUUUCAGAUGAAUGCAUAUUUUGCUAUAAUUUGUUUCUCUGGUACUUGGCUCUGUGGCUCAGUUGUGGUGGCGAUUUUCCAGUUCUACGAGGCUGGAACUUAAUGUACGGUUUAGGUGCUGUGCGAGCCGGCUGUACAGCUUGUCUAGUAUGGACCGGAUGCCUUUUGGUACAGAAACGCUCUGGGUUUAAUCUACUAUACUUGCAUUUUUCACCUGUAAAAUAUCUGUUCUUUCACAUAUUUUCAUCAAUUCACAGGAUGGUGAACAUAAUUUUUAGAGAUGUAUUCACAAAGAAUUCUGGGAAAUGCAACCCCCCCCAAAAUAACUAUAACAUUAUUCUAUAACAUAGCUAAUGUUUUAGCUGCACUAUUUUGGCCUAAAAUAUGAAAUCUUCCUCUCAUUUCUCUACAAUUUCAACGUCAUAUAAUAUAAUAUACAUUAUCGUGUGCACAUAGUAUGUUACCAUUUUCUAUAUACUAAUCUUCUGAGUGUGUAAGCAGGCCCAAACAGAGGAUGUUGUACUAGUUAGUGCCUCACUUCUAAAUCCAGUGUAAGUGUGUUUCAGGAGGAGUGCGGGCUUCUUCCAGAGCCCACGUUUGGAGGCAAUAGCGAUUAGAGAGUUGUGGACUUACUGAGUCAAAAUGUAUUUCUACUGGCAUUUACAACAGAGUGAUGUCUCUGCGCAGAGCUCCUUACCCAUUCCGACCCCAUGUCCUCCAACCAAACAUAGACUGUCGCCUUGGAAUCUUGUCCAACAUGGGUUCUGGAAGAUCAACUUUUUGUCAUUUUGUCCAUGCCAGUCUCGUAAUAUUUUUAUCAAAAUGAGGCCACACACGUUGUGUUAUGGAGAGUUUGUACAGUUUUCUGUAAAAUAUAUCUUAUUAUAGCUUACAUUAUGGAACUAUUAUAACUAAAGGCCAAUGUUAUAUUGUUUAAGAUAAAAUCUCAGCCUGCUCAUUACACAAAGCAUUAGAGCCAGCAUUAAAUUUUUUGAUAUUGUUGGAUGUUUUAUUUGCUGUGCAAUAAUCGUAUUGGCAGGAAAUUCUCAGUAUGAGAUUGUGGUGGAUAAAUGAUCUU